Molecule: messenger RNA, 571 nt
Organism: Uranotaenia lowii
Lineage: Eukaryota; Metazoa; Arthropoda; Insecta; Diptera; Culicidae
Product: transmembrane protein 234 homolog
Exons: 3
Coding region: 84-530 (148 amino acids)
Source: RefSeq, a predicted model, not a curated record
ACAUUUCAAAACAAAGUUGGGGCUUGUUUUGAUUCAAAGUAAAUCCGGAAUCCAAUUCUUUAUCGAAUAAAAUGUAAGUGAAAAUGCAGUCCACGGAUGAUGAUAAACAAUAUUUAGCUGAUGGGCCAGCGAAACAACCAGUUGACACGGUGUCUUUGCUGCUCAUCGUGGCGGUAGCCCUGUUUUGGGGUGCAACUAAUCCGUUCAUUCGUAGAGGCAGUCUGGGUUACAACAAUUUGAAAUCAACUACCAAGUUGGGACAGAUUUGGUUGGAAAUUAAAUUUCUUGUCUCCCGGUGGCAGUAUUUACUCCCGUUGGCUCUGAAUCAAAUCGGAAGUGUCGUAUAUGUGUUUGCACUGCAGCGGACGGAACUUUCCUUGGUUGUUCCGAUGGCCAAUUCGUUGACAUUCGUUUUUACGGCCAUUACGGCAAGACUGCUUGGAGAACAGGGUGCUGGGUGGAAAACCUACACAGGGAUGGCACUGGUGAUAGCUGGAACUGCUCUCAGUAGUUAUGAUAAAGUUCUGUGAUAUACAAAAAAUGUCAUAAUAAAUGUCAACUCACAAAUUCA